GUUGGUUAUAUUAUGAUUUAACGCAAAAUAACAUCACAUCACAAAUGGCAUCAUAUCAUCUCAUCAUGUUGCUAGUAUGACCAAAGAUUGGAAAACUAUUUUCGUAACCGGAGGAGCUGGUUAUAUCGGUAGCCACUGUAUCGUCGAACUUUUGGAAAGUGGAUAUGAUGUUGUUGCAAUAGAUAAUUUCGCUAAUAGCGUAACUGAAAGUAGCGGUGAAUCCGCAGCUCUUAAAAGAGUAGAACAAAUUACAGGGAAGAAAGUUACUUUUUAUAACUGUGAUCUCAUUAAUCGAGAUAAACUCGAGACAGUCUUCAACAAGCACAAAAUAGAUUGCGUAAUUCAUUUUGCGGCAAUAAAGGCGGUUGGUGAAUCAAUGCAAGUUCCACUUCAUUAUUAUCGGAAUAAUAUUAUUGGUGCCAUCAAUUUGCUAGAGGUAAUGAAAGCUGCUGGAUGUUUCCAAUUAGUGUUUAGUAGUUCUUGUACUGUGUAUGGUGAGCCUAAUGAACUUCCGAUUACGGAAGAACAUUCGACCGGAAAUAUUACAAAUGUAUAUGGUAGAACAAAAUACUUUAUUGAAGAGAUGCUUAAGGAUAUAUCCAGAGCUGAAAAGAAUUGGAAUAUCAUUUCUCUAAGAUAUUUCAACCCAGUAGGUGCUCAUCAAAGUGGCUUGAUUGGAGAAGAUCCUACAAAGCCAUUUACAAAUUUAAUGCCUUAUAUAGCUCAAGUAGCUUUAAGAUAUAAGCCAGAACUCAUCAUUUUUGGGGGAGAUUACCCAACAAAAGAUGGUACAGGUAUUCGUGAUUACAUCCACAUCAUGGAUUUAGCUGCUGGUCAUGUAGCAGCUUUAAAUGCUUUAUACAAACAACAUUUAAGGCUAAAAAUUUAUAAUUUAGGUACUGGCAAAGGUGUGUCUGUACUUGAAUUAAUUAAGACUUUUGAGAAUGUCACAGGAACAACAGUACCAUAUGUUAUAAAAGAUAGAAGAGAAGGUGAUAUAAUGUCUACAUAUGCUAAUACAGAUUUAGCAGAAAAAGAAUUAGGAUGGAGGACUAAAUAUAAUGUUGAACAAAUGUGUGAGGAUUUUUGGAGGUGGCAAACAAUGAAUCCACAUGGUUACCGUAAUUCAAUAAAAAAUGGUAUUAGCGAGCAUGUAAAUGGAACUUUACAAUAAUGCUAUUUCAUUAUUAUUGAAGUAUGACUAAUUUAUAACAAUAAAA
Messenger RNA from Eufriesea mexicana, 1220 nucleotides. Its product is annotated as UDP-glucose 4-epimerase. The record is from RefSeq and is a predicted model, not a curated record. Gene Ontology annotation, biological process: beta-D-galactose catabolic process via UDP-galactose, Leloir pathway. Gene Ontology annotation, molecular function: UDP-glucose 4-epimerase activity. The transcript is spliced from 7 exons. NCBI's taxonomy places the organism in Eukaryota, Metazoa, Arthropoda, Insecta, Hymenoptera, Apidae. Bases 77 to 1174 code for a protein of 365 amino acids. Gene Ontology annotation, cellular component: cytosol.